Molecule: messenger RNA, 525 nt
Organism: Fraxinus pennsylvanica
Lineage: Eukaryota; Viridiplantae; Streptophyta; Magnoliopsida; Lamiales; Oleaceae
Source: the annotation of a GenBank genome assembly
AUGGCAGCGUCUCCAAUUGCAGCUCUAACGCCUCAAUUUCACCAUUACAUUGACAGUAAAAGUCCCAGUUUUCCUUCCUCUUCUUAUCCAUUAUCUUCCUGUAAAUUGAAUCAGAGCAUCUAUCCCAUUGUUAUUCCAAGUUUGUCAUGGACAAGAAGUCAAACUGGGAAGGCUAGAAGAUCUCUUUGUGUGCAUGGUCUAUUUGGUAGUAAAAAGGAUAACAAUGAUAAGAGUGAUGAUGGUUCUUCAAAGGCUGGGAUAUUGGGAAACAUGCAAAAUCUGUAUGAGACAGUAAAGAAGGCACAGAUGGUUGUCCAAGUGGAGGCAGUACGUGUGCAGAAAGAACUUGCUGUAGCGGAGUUUGAUGGUUACUGCGAAGGUGAACUAGUAAAGGCAACACUUUCUGGGAACCAACAACCUGUAUUAUCUUCAUCCUUGUUUUGUUUUGUGUAUGGAGGGAGGGCAAACACUCUCUCUUUCGGUUCCUUCCGAGCUAUCAAGCUCAGCCUUGUGGACGGACUUUGA